AUGACAGCAACACCACAAUCAGGUUUGGCAGUUGCAGUUGCUCUUUGGGGUAGAAAGCCACCGAAACAUCGCAUUAACUGCUUGCAAUGUUUUAAAAACGGCACAAUUAUCAUCACAGGAGCUGAUGAUGGUACCUUGAUACUAUGGGAAAAAUGUGACGGGAAUUUGCAGGCUCAAAUGAUGUUGCUUGGACAUGAAGCUCCGAUAACAGCUUUAUCAGCAACAGAUACCACACAAAAUUUGACAAGAUUCGUGAGUGCUUCCGCAGACGGCCAGUUGACGUUGUGGGAUAGCGCAGAUGGGCGUACUAUUGAUAAUAUCUUUAUGGCUCAUGUGCAUCGACAAAUUGUCCCUUACCAUAUGACCAAAAGUUCCUUUAACUUAUGCGGGUUGUACUGUAUAGGAGAUUACGCUGAAGUGGUGGUGAUUGAUCCACAGGAUAUGAAUAUACUUUUCACUUUGAAUUCACGAGUAGAGCCAGAUUGGGUAGCUGCUUUCACUAUUAUCAGUCAUCCAAGCAAACAGGAUGCAGUAUUAGGCAUUACGACAUGUGGCAUGGUAAAGGUUUGGGUUCUGCUUGACUUAGAUAAAAAGGAAUUACCUAUCUAUGAAGCAGAAUCAAGGAAUAUGGAGAUAAAUGAAGUUUGUUCUAUGUCUUGGCAUCCCUCUUCACCUUCCAUAUUUCUGGUAUUUAAUUCUGGAUCAUGGCAAAUAUUUCAAUUAGAUGAUCUUAAUCGUUUGAUAGUAUAUUUUUCUGAAGAACAAAUCUGUGACGGAAAAUUAUUAUCUGAUGAACGAUCUGCAGUAGCCUGUGCAGAUGGCUGUGUAUAUAUUUAUCAACUUCCACGUUCAUUGCUUUCUUGUGGUAGUGGCUCAGAAAGUGUGAUGGAAAGACAUGACCCAGCACUGCUGAUGAUUUUGCAGAAUAAAUCAAUUAAUAAUGUGCGGUCAGCGCACAUGGUAUUUUGCAUCUCAGCUCCUUAUCUUGUUUGGCGAGCCGAUACUGAGAGCAAUAUAAUCCUAUGGGAAUUAGAUAAAGUUUUACCGAUACAAUCAGAACAUCAAGUAAUAUUUGAGCAACCCAGGCUGGAAACAAGCAUUAGAUGUCAAUGGGAUGGCUUGAAAAACUUGCCGCCAUCCAUAUAUGAUGAUGAAGAUGAUUGUGAGGUUACAGCUACGCAUUAUGUUAGUGGCCAAGGACGCCUUCUUAUUGGACGUGGAGAUGGGACUAUAAUUCUUAUGUACGGUUGCGACGCCAUUUCAAAACAAUUGCUAACCAAAAGCGAAGAGCUCAGUUGUCGGCAUUUGUAUGGUCAUACUGCUGCUGUAACAUGUUUUCUAUAUCCACAUGAAGAACAUUCGCGAUAUGAUCAGCAGAUACUCUUGUCUGGAUCCAGUGACUUUUCUGUCAUAACUUGGAAUUUGAAUACUGGAUCAAGAUUGUAUCGGUUUUGUGUGCAAGGCGGUCCAAUCCUUCGCAUGCUUAUUCCUCCGGAAACAUGCAAUCCAAGAGUCCUCCAUACAAUUUGUUCAGUAGCUGGAGAUAAUUCAGCCGCUCUUUUAUCUUUGAAAGAAAAUAAAUGUCUUCUGUUGGCAAGUCGACAAUUAUUUCCAAUAGUGGAUGUAAAAUGGCGACCACUGGAUAAUUUCCUGCUAUUGAAAUGUGAGGAUGAAACUGUUUAUGUCUGGCAAAUGGAUACCGCGUGCUUGGAAAGAAUUGUUAACGGUCAAAUGGCGGAAGAAAUUCUGCUAGCUUGCAGUGAACAAGUUGGUGUGGCUGAGAUAGACGAUGAAGCUGGCGCUUCACAAGCCGUCCAAAUGUUUCGUGCUUUGAGAAACAAAAACAUACUUGCGAUGAAACAAAUUGCAACUGGUAAUCGAGAUGGAAAAGUUACAAGUACAGUUGAAAAAGUUCUCGAGUUGCCACCUCCAAUGAACAUCCAGGCUAUGGCUAAAGCUCCUAACUCACCACAUCUUGUAUUUUUCAACAUUGACUCUUUGAUCGCGGGUCUUUUAAUACUUGAAAAUGAAUUGUCAUCAAGUGAAAAUGUUGAAAACAAAUCAUUAUCAACAAUACUGAUGGGUAAACAACAGUCAGAUCCUCGUAUAGCAGUAACAAAAAUUGCAUGGCAGACGGGAUCCAAUCUUUAUCUGGAUGUUGCAAAGCUUUGUAUGAGUUUAUUGUACGCCUGGACUCUUGAUGCUGAUUUGGAUGAAGUUUGUUUGAAAAAAUUGCGCCUCGUGAAACCGUCGGUACCAUUAAGUUUUGGUGUUGAAUCGCAACAAGGACAUCUGGUGGUAUACAUGCCUACAGGGAAAUUCAACAAUGGCACUUCAUUUGAUAACUUUGCAAGUUCUAUUCGGUGGACCACCGGCAGUUCUUUGACAACAGCACAUCUGUUGGCAGUUAUUGCUCUCGCGAAUACUUUGAUGUCAUUACAUGGCGCUUCGUUCGAUAUCGCUAAGAGGAAUAUUCUUAUAAGAAACACUUCAUUCCGUUAUUCCGGUGCUGAGUCUCACGAAAGCGAUUUGCAGUUAAAACAAGUUUGGUCAUUAAUUGCUGCUCUACAUUGUUGUUUGUUACCCGAUUUAAUCAAACCGAAGCAUAUUUAUUGCCCACCAAGAAUAGAACUACUCGCAAAAAGGUGGCAAGAUCGGUGUAUAGAAGUGAGAUUGGCUGCUCAAGCACUACUAACUAGAGAAUUAACGCGUCUUAGUGUCAAUGGUCGAAAACGUUUGGUGGAAUCGUGGUCUGCAUUUCUUCCAACCCUUUUGGAUCCUACCCUCUCAAUUUUUGGUAGUCGUGCUUUGAUAGCGUCCAUGAAUACAGCUCUUGGAACAACCAGUGUUUCUCAGCCACCUCCAAUUCCUCAUCGCAGGGGCGAAAAAGCACUGCCAGAUCCAACUGUUAAUGUAGAUGUUAGGUUGUUGAGAGAAGCAGGGGUACAGCAAAUUCGACGAAAUCAAACAACAUCAUUAAUAUUGCUUGGUGUAAUUGGUGCCGAAUUUCCAGACGAAAUGAGUAAGUUGGACAUUUCACGGGCUACUGCACAAUCCCUCUUAGAACUGCUCAUUGCUCCAUCAACAACACUAUUACCGUUUCAUUCACCACUUCGCCGUGCUGCCGUAGAUUUGAUCGGACGAGGCUUCAGCGUUUGGCAGCCUCAUCUGGAUAUCACUAAACUUUUGCUGAUCCUUUUGGAAUUGGCUACUAGCACUGACAAGCAAUCAGUAGAUACUACAGCGGCUAUUUUAACUCCAUCAGUGGAUGUGUGUCAUACAGCACGUCAUGCAUUAAGUCUAAUUGCUACAUCGCGGCCACCGGCAGUAAUCACGGCAUUAAGUAAAGAAGUAGCCCGUUACAAUAGUAUUGCACAACAUCAAACUAUUCAGCAUUCGACUAGCAGUCCACUACUAAAAUGUCGAACAGAGGUGUUGCGUAUUAUGGAGUUACUCUCGGAAAAGGAAUAUACGAACGUUGCCGAUUUGAUGAUCCCGGUGGGUGAUAUACUUGUCCACUGUUUGGAUGCAUCAUUGCUUAAGCAUAAAUCACUGUCAGAAAUCUUCCCACCAAUAACAAGAAAAAAUAACGAUUUUUUUUUUUGGUUUUACAUGGUUGCAUACUGUCCGAACACGCGUCGAAUUGCUUUUGGUGGAAAAAAUGGCACGGUAGUCGUUCAUGAAUUAAGAGCUGCCAAGGCACAGACGCUACAGGCUCACAAGGGUGCCGUUACAGCAGUGGCAUUCUCAGAAGAUGGAAAAUUUCUAGCAACUUACGGAGCUGAAGAAGCUAAAUUGUCAUUUUGGCAAACGUCACAAACAUUUUUGGGCAUAGGUCAGAGUCAAUUGAAAUGUGUCAAGUCACAGUCAGCACCUGGAAUAUUUCCAGUUCUCUCUCCGAGCGGUACGCAUCAACCGUUCAGAGCUCGUUUAGUAUGGAUCUCCCUCAAAUCUGUCACUCUAAUGCUUCCAAAUAGCAAAGAAUAUAG
Acanthocheilonema viteae is the source of this 3989-nucleotide messenger RNA. The record is from the annotation of a GenBank genome assembly. NCBI's taxonomy places the organism in Eukaryota, Metazoa, Nematoda, Chromadorea, Rhabditida, Onchocercidae.